Molecule: messenger RNA, 1794 nt
Organism: Chenopodium quinoa (quinoa)
Lineage: Eukaryota; Viridiplantae; Streptophyta; Magnoliopsida; Caryophyllales; Amaranthaceae
Exons: 9
Coding region: 241-1794 (517 amino acids)
Biological process (GO): regulation of DNA-templated transcription
Source: RefSeq, a predicted model, not a curated record
UGACAUCAAUCAACUAAUCAAAUUUUUUGCUAAGAGACAAAUUGAUGAAGCAGAUUUCUAUUAUGAUUUUGAACAAGAUGAAAAUGGUGCAUUGGUUAAUUUCUUUUGGAGAGAUGGAAGGAUGAUGAGAGAUUAUCAUUACUUUGGUGAUUUGUUAGUUUUUGAUACUACUUAUAGGACUAACAAAUAUGGUAUGAUUUGUGCUCCAUUUGUGGGUAUGAAUCAUCAUGCAAAUAUGUGAUGUUUGGCAUGGGAUUUAUACUUAAUGAAAGAACAGAAUCAUUUGAGUGGUUAUUUGAUACUUUUCUAACUUCUAUGGGAAGGAGAAGUCCUAUUACUAUUAUGACUGAUCAAGCUCAAGCAAUUGCAGCUGGGAUAAGAAAUAUUUUCCCCAAAGGUGUUCAUCAUAGAUUAUGUGUGUGGCAUAUUGAACAAAAUUCUAAGAAACACAUUGGGGCGUUGAGAGCUUUGGAUGGUUUCACUGAUUUAUUUGGUUAUUUACUGAAGUAUUGUGAAACUCCACCAGAAUUUGAGCAUUAUUGGAAAAGAAUGUUGUUGAAAUAUGACUGUGCAAAUGUUGAUUGGUUGAAUGAUUUGUAUAAAAUCAAAGAGAUGUGGUGUCCAGCUUUUUCAAAGAAAUUUUGGUCAGGAGUGUGCUUUCAUCUCAACGUAGUGAGACAACUAACAAAUCAGUUUCUCAAAGGCUUAACAAGACACAAGGUCUAUGUGAUUUCUAUCAAGUGUUUCUCGAUAUCAUUGUAUACUAUUCAAGCUUAUGUGCUUUUUGAGGAAGGGCUCAUUAAGGGUACUGCUUGUGAUCAUAAGGAUGCUGGUGUGAAUUUUCCUGAAUAUUAUUAUCAUUUGUGGAGACCUGGGAAAUAUAUGAUCAAGCACGAGAUUCCAGAUGACUAUAUAUGUAAGAGGUGGACUAAGGCUGCUAUGUGUAGUCAUGGCCUUGAUGAACCUGCAAUGAAAACCAAUAUUGAGAGUGUUACUGGUACUAUUGAUUUUAAUGAACCGGUUGAAGGUAUUGAAAUUGUUGAUCAUGAAGUUAAGAAUCCGGCAAAAUCAAGACCUAUUGGAGAGAGGAAUUAUAGGCCUAAGAGUAAUUUAGAGAAGGCUUAUAACAAAGCCAGGGGUCAGUGGUUGAAGAAAAAGUCAGUAUACACUCCUUAUAAAAGAUCUAAAGGUCAAGCAGUAGUUCGGGAAUUGGACGAGAAUGGGUGUCCUAUAUCUUAUGCUAAUUCUUUGGUUGAUCCUAAUGAGUUAAUUGUGAUUGAAGAUCCAAGUGCUCAGGUUUGUAAUAAAAAGACUGCCAUUGUAGAAGAUAUCCCUUCAGAUGAUAGUGUUUCAAAUGACUUUGAACAGGAAUAUGGAUAUAGCUCUAUGCAAUCAAACGUUACUGUUGAUCCAGACAUAUCUUCUAUUGUUAAGGGUAAAACAGCUGCAAUUGCUCAUGAUGUUGAUAAUUUUCCAAUAAGUUCUCAAUUGCCACCAAAGAAACCAAGAAAUGUACAAUUUCCCACAGUUGUGCAUGCUCAAAUCAAUGCUCAAGCUCCUUCUAAAGUUUCUAGCAUUGUUCAAAAUCCUCCAAAAGCUCCAAGAAAUGUUCAAGUUCGUUCUAGUGUUCCGAAGAAAGUUCAAGCUCCUUCUAAUGUUCCAAGAAGUACUCAAGGCUGUUUUCGGAAUGUUCAAGUUGAUUCUAAUAUUUCAAGAAAUGUGCAUGAUGUUCCUAAUGUUCCAAGAAGUACUCAAGGAAAUUCAAGGAAUGUGCAAGUUUCUCCUAGUGUUUAA